Molecule: messenger RNA, 1844 nt
Organism: Mollisia scopiformis
Lineage: Eukaryota; Fungi; Ascomycota; Leotiomycetes; Helotiales; Mollisiaceae
Product: translation elongation factor Tu
Exons: 3
Coding region: 66-1409 (447 amino acids)
Biological process (GO): mitochondrial translational elongation
Cellular component (GO): mitochondrion
Molecular function (GO): GTP binding; translation elongation factor activity; GTPase activity
Source: RefSeq, a predicted model, not a curated record
AUCAUCAAUUCCAAUUCCACAUCUCCUCUCCUUUCUCACUUUUCCCGUUUGUGUUUAAUCCCAAAAUGGUGUUUGCGCGCUCAGUAGUCCCUUUCCUGCGGACAGCACGGUCUGCUCUGCAACAAGGCAGUUCCGUCAGUCCCUUGCAGCACGCUCUGCGGAGACAGAAUGGAGGUGCUUCGGUGCUGAAUGCUGCUCGCGCAUAUGCUACUGUCUUUGAGCGGACGAAGCCGCAUGUUAAUAUCGGCACAAUUGGUCAUGUUGAUCACGGCAAGACUACGUUGACAGCAGCUAUCACGAAGAGACAGGCAGAGAAGGGAAUGGCAAACUUCCUCGAAUAUGGCGCCAUUGAUAAAGCUCCGGAAGAGCGAAAGCGUGGUAUCACCAUUUCGACGGCACAUAUCGAGUACUCGACCGAAGCUAGACAUUACUCUCACGUCGAUUGUCCUGGUCACGCAGAUUAUAUCAAGAACAUGAUUACGGGUGCUGCCAAUAUGGAUGGAGCUGUUAUCGUCGUUGCUGCUUCGGAUGGACAGAUGCCUCAGACGAGAGAACAUCUUCUGCUUGCUCGUCAAGUUGGCGUGCAGAAAAUUGUUGUCUUUGUUAACAAGGUUGAUGCUCUCGAAGAUCCUGAGAUGUUGGAAUUGGUCGAGAUGGAGAUGAGAGAAUUGCUCAACACAUACGGUUUCGAGGGUGACGAGACGCCAAUCAUUAUGGGGUCUGCUCUCUGUGCCUUGGAUGGACGGAGACCUGAGAUUGGAGAGACCAAGAUCGACGAGCUUCUCGAAGCUGUCGAUACCUGGAUCCCAACACCCCAACGUGAUCUCGACAAGCCUUUCCUUAUGUCCGUCGAAGACGUCUUCUCCAUCCCCGGUCGUGGAACCGUCGCAUCCGGACGUGUGGAGCGUGGUACCUUGAAGAGAGACCAAGAAGUUGAGCUCGUCGGAAAGGGAGACGUACCAAUCAAGACCAAAGUCACUGACAUCGAGACCUUCAAGAAAUCCUGCGACGAAUCCCGAGCAGGCGACAACUCCGGCCUUCUCCUCCGAGGCAUCAAACGUGAAGAUGUCAAGCGAGGAAUGGUCAUCGUGCAACCUGGAACUACAAAACCACACAAGGAGUUCCUGGUCUCGAUGUACGUCCUUACCAAGGAAGAAGGUGGUCGCCACACCGGUUUCCACAACAAUUACCGCCCGCAAAUCUUCCUGAGAACAGCUGAUGAGGCCGCGGCUCUGUUCUGGCCAGAUGGAACCGAGGAUGCGGAUUCGAAGAUGGUUAUGCCGGGCGAUAACGUCGAGAUGAGAUGUGUGAUCCACAACCCAGUCGCUAUCGAGAAUGGACAACGAUUCAAUAUCCGUGAGGGAGGAAGGACCGUUGCUACUGGACUCGUUACUCGUAUCAUCAAGUAAAACGACCAACACAAAAAUGGAGGAUAAUAGAUAGAUUUGUUGUACAACCUUGGAUGUGUUUCAUUGGGCGGGCAUAAACAUGGGUGGAGUUCCUCUGCGAGGCGAUGUAAAUUAUGUCUUGUCUCUUGCUUGGGAUCUGAUCUCCUCUCUGCAUUUUUUUUUUCUUCCUUCUUUCCAACUGUGUCUUCUUACAUAUGAUGUAGGAAUAGAGAAGGGCAGUGUAGGAAGGAAUGAUAUGCUUGUACAAAGAAAGAUAUUUGUUGGUUUUAUGUGAGGAGUUUGUUGCGCAAGUAAGUUCUUGUGAAAAGUUGCAAGGGCAUCCAUCUGAGUCGUUCUUAUAUUACCUCAUCCUUCAAAUCUCAGUCCUCUGGCGGUACACACUUAGCUCCCUUUUAAUGUCUUGCAAGGUCUAGAACAAUAUAUCACAAUUUUCAC